CUCCCUCCCAUCCUCUGCUGCUGCUGCUGCUGGUGCUGGCGGUGGCUGGCGUUUGUAUGCGCUGUGCCGUGUGUGAGCUGCAGCCCUGGGCAUCUCUGGGGAUCCCUGCAGAGCUACUGUUCCUCUUCUCCCUGUGACGGCUGGGGCUCGCCCGCUCGCGGAAAAGACCCUCUCUCUCGUCGGCCGAGAUAUUUGAAAAGCCUGUGUAGGAAUCUACACAAGCACAUGGAGACUGAUUUGGGCUUUACCACUGUCCUUGAGGACUUGUUUUUUGGUGGAAAUCCACCAUUGUGAGGCCCUACGAAGGUGACCGCCAGUCGUCCCAUCCGUACACGGUUCUCCUUUUCUGGAGUUUGAGGAGAAGAAGAAAAAUAAACCAGCAAGGGGAAAGAUCUUAAUGAGCGCCAGAAAAUCCAGAGAGAAAACACAUUGAGACAGAAGGAGCAAAAUGUGGACACUAAACAUGACACGUGUCUCUAUCCUAUUUCUCCUCCUGGUUGGAUGGGGUCAAGCAGCAGAAGACGACGUCACUCCUCGCCUCAGUUUCUCUUACAAUGCAAACGAGAGGUCGGCCAAGAGAUUUUCACCCAAUGGAGUCUUCAAUUACACCUCUCUGCUCCUCAGUAAAGAGGAUAACAUGCUGUACGUUGGCGCUCGAGAGACUCUCUUCGCACUCAAUAUCAGCGAUAUCAGCAGAACACAGCUGCAGCGUAAUGUAACGUGGAACACACCGCAGAGGAAGAGAGAGGAGUGCAGUUUCAAAGGGAAAGAUUUACAGACUGACUGCUUCAAUUACAUCAAGAUUUUAUUGCGUGUGAACAGCACUCAUCUGUACGUGUGUGGAACGUAUGCUUUCAGCCCUAUCUGCGCAUACAUCAACACGUCUGAUUUUUCCCUGGUGCGCAAUGAAGUGGGAGAAAUAGUCACCGAAGAUGGUCGUAGCCGGUGCCCUUUCAACCCUGAAUACAAGUCCACGGCCAUCAUGGCUGAUGGAGAACUGUAUGCUGGCACGGUCAGUAACUUCCAAGGGAAUGAACCCAUCAUUUACAAAAGCCUCGGCCAGGGCACAGCCUUAAAGACGGAAAACUCACUGAACUGGCUUCAAGACCCUGCUUUUGUGGGUUCAGCCUACAUUCAGGAAAGUUUGCCCAAAGGCAACGCAGUCGGCGAUGAUGAUAAGAUUUACUUCUUCUUCAGUGAAGCGGGAAAGGAGUUCGAUUUCUUUGACAACACCAUUGUGUCACGCAUCGCUCGCGUGUGUAAGGGCGAUAAAGGUGGAGAGAGGGUUCUUCAGAAGAAAUGGACGACCUUUCUGAAAGCUCAGCUCCUGUGUUCACUUCCUGACGACGGUUUCCCUUUCAACAUCAUCCAGGAUAUGUUUGUGCUGACCCCCAGCAAAGAGGCCUGGAAGAGUACUGUGUUUUAUGGAGUCUUCACCUCGCAAUGGUACAAAGGUGCGUCAGGCAGCUCAGCUGUAUGUGCAUUCACCAUGGACCAGGUCGAAGAGGCGUUUAAUGGACGUUACCGGGAAGUUAAUCGCGAGACGCAGCAGUGGUACACCUACAACCAUCCAGUACCAGAACCCAGACCUGGAGCGUGCAUCACCAACACGGCCCGUGCCCAAGGGAUCUCCUCCUCCCUGCACAUGCCUGAUAAAGUGCUAAACUUUGUGAAGGACCACUUUCUCAUGGAUAGCGUGAUCCGCAGCCAGCCUCUGCUGCUCAAACGAAACGUGCGCUACACGCAGCUCGCUGUGCACAGAGUACAGGCUCUCCACAAGGCAUACGACGUGCUCUUCAUCGGCACAGAUGACGGCAGGAUCCACAAAGCCAUCAAUGUUAAGAACAAGAUGUAUAUCAUCGAAGAGCUGAUGGUUUUCCCCGAGCCUCAGUCUGUACAACACAUUGAACUGGAUGAUGAGAAGGGGCUGUUGUUUGUGUCCAGCUAUUCUGGGCUGGUUGAAAUCCCUCUUGCCAACUGCUCAAACUACCAGAGCUGUGGAGAGUGUGUGCUGUCUAGAGAUCCUUACUGUGCCUGGACAGGGAAGCAGUGUUCAAAUAUCAAACAUGUGCCAGCUAAGAGUCAAUGGCAACAAGAUAUAGAUGACGCCAACACUGCAGUGUGCAAAUUGACCACAGCUAGCCCUCGUUCUGCAAAACUGACUCCACCACGUGUUCCACCAUGCCAUGUGGUACAAAUACCAGCCAACACAUUUACGGUUCUUCCCUGCAAGCUGCGAUCCAACUUGGCUGAGAGGCGAUGGGAGUACAGUCAUACCGCCGAGCGAUUCGUCUACCCUAGUCCUGAUGGCGGGCUGGUGGUUGUAGCCCAAGUGGACAGGGAGGAGAUCUACCAAUGUUGGUCAGAAGAAGGCGGUUACCGACAAGUUCUGGCUAAUUAUUGUGUCAAAGCAGAGCAUGAAAGCACCACCCUGACUGGACGUUCCAGAACGCAGAUGGUACCCCAAGGGGAAGCGAUUAUCCUGCCCGGGGAAACGUGGUCGCCGCAAAAAACCAAGACGUACUGGAAUGAGCUGAUUGUUGUGUGUGCCUUACUCGUGUUUUCCCUGGUGGUCCUGUCACUGUUUGUUGCAUACAGGAACCGAGACAGGAUGAAAUCCAUGCUGAAGGAAAGCGAGUGCCCCAACAUGCAACAGAAGAAACCGCGAAUUCCAGGGAAGCACACAGAAAGCCUUCCAUUAAAUGGCAACAAUAUCCCGCCCUCCGUGUCUGACCACAAGGGCUACCAGACGCUCAAUGAUAACUACAUCUGCAGCACUCCCACCCACGAAUGCUCCUCGCCCGAAAACAGCAAGAGCUUCUCAGAAUCCGAAAAGAGACCUUUGAACUUAAAGGAGAGCCACGUUGAGAUCUCACCGACUUGCCCGCGGCCUAGAGUGCGACUGGGCUCGGAGAUCAAAGACUCGAUCGUUUAAGUCUGUUAGGGAUGACUGUUAAAAAAAAGUGGCCUCUGAACUGAACAGCACCAAUGGAGGGACAGACUGAAAAUGACUGGAAACGUACCAUCACUGGGUUUUAUUUUGCACUUUGUCUCCUCUCAUUUUGUCUUGGUGAUCUGUACACAUUUCUCAGUCACUGCCAAGUCUGUGAAGCACCCAGAGCCACGCUGAGCGGGACGCAAGAAGUUGCGAGACACGCCGAUCCAGCCGUCCCGCCCGGUCCGUCCAAAAAAAUGUCUGGUGGCAUCUGUGUGAAAGCAAUACGAUGCCCUCAGGGUUCACUAACCUGUCAUGCUCCCAUCUCAUCCCUCGGUCUGCCGCGUAGAGUUGGUCGUCCUGUGAACGAGAAGACGAAAUUCAAACUUUAGUCUACAAUAGAGUCUCUAAACAUAGUGCCUGACGUGAGAUGAUUAGCUGACAUUUCAACACAAUAUAAGAUGUAGUGGUGCAUCAAAGCUUUGAUGAUAUAUGCAAAACCUUUGCGCAGUAUAUCAUCACGACCUCAGCACAUAGCAGGCAUACUAUGCAAAUCACAUAAAGGAGAAGCAACUUGUAGAGAGCUAACAAACAGCACACGGCUGUCCUAGUACAAUAAGUGAUGCCACGACCUCAGUAUUCUACACAGCUUCUCAGAGGUACACACGUUAAAUAAAGUAUGCAAGCGAGAUUGAGGCAUAUAAAGAGCCCACAGUGGGGUUUCAGUGUGUAGAGAACUUCAAAGAAGGCAUGUUAGCAAUACUAUGAGUAUGUCCAAGGCACAAAUUACAUUCUGAAGAUGCAGGAAUCUGAAGAUCUAUGUUCCUUAUACCCUAAAAACCAAAAUCAGUUGCUACCAGUGAUAGACCAUUUAAACUAGUGGUUCUCAAGCUUUUUGACUCCAAUGCCCCUCAUAGUUCACAAGAUCAUUUGAGGAUCCCAUGACUUUACUGGAUAAAGUAAAAUAUUUAUUUAAAAUGUGGAGUUUUCAUUAUUUUACAUGCCUUUUCCAGGUCUAGAAAUCUAGAAAAUAAAAUGAGGCUUUCUCACGUAUCCAAGUUUUUAAAAUUCUGGUUGAAUUGAAAUAGAAAUAACUUGAUUGUUAGUUUAUAUUACUUAUUUUAAGGUUAAUUUGUCUCAUUUUUAGGGAUCCCGUUGAGAACCACUGAUUUACAAGAAUAGUUUACGCAAAAAUGAAAAUUACCUCAUCAUUUACUCACCCUUUAAAUGUUUCCAGAUGUCAAAUGAAAGCCAAUGGUUCCAGUGUUGUUUUUAGGGCUGGGUAAAAAUAUAGAUUUCUCAAUUUUAAUCGAUUCUCAUUUUUACGAAACGACAUAUAUUCUUAAAUCUUAAGUCGAUUAGUCUAGCCUGUUUUCACUUAAUAAACAUUGUAGCGUACCUCCCAUCCAAUAAAUCGCAAUAAACUUUGUGCUCUGUUAAUUUUGAUAUUAAACAAAGUCUCAGAUUUCAAAUUCUGUCCAUUUUAUUACAAUAUUCAAACAAUAAAUGCUGUUUUGGCGCUGUUUAAUGUGGGUUGACAGAUGGCUGUAGCCCCUCAGUUCAAGAGAAGCGGCGAUUACAACACAAAAUAAAUAUGAAUAAACAUCCUAAGGUAUGUUAAAAUAAAGAGUAAAACUUACCGAAAUCCCUAUGCUGUCUCAUGUAAUCGCUCAAUCAGUGUUUCAACCGCGAAAACAGUCAAUAUAACAACUUGUAAACAAUGUGACCUAAUGUCACAUUUACCUCAGAAAAAAUUCGGUGACCAUAAACUCGUUAUUCAGCUAGAGAAACUCUAGAGAGGAGCACUGUGCUAAAUAUAUGCAGCAAAUAACACAUUGAGUAAAAUCUUUACUGUUCUUAAAUGUUUCAUUUAUGUUUAAAUCUGUCAAGUGUUUAUGACAGACACCAUUUAAAUGUUUACAUUUCAAAAAACGAAUUGGAGUAGAAAUAUAAUCAUGUAAUUAUAACUUUAUUAUUAUAAAAACUUCACUGAGUGUAGGGUAAUGUAAGCAUUUGUAUACAAUUAAUUUUAGCCUUCAAUAUUAUAGCAAUGUAGUACCAACUAACUCUCAUGUUUAUUUUACAGCAUUAGUGUUUUUUACUUGAGAAAAUCUCGCAUGUACUGUACCUAUAAUAUAUUCAAAAUAAUCAAUAUCGAAUCACAAGCUUGUGAAUCAUAAUCAAGUCGUGAAAUUUGUGUCAAAACCCAGCCCUAGUUGUUUUGGACACCGCUUGGACAAAAACAGCAGAAACGUUCUUCAAAAUCUAUUCCAAAAUCUGUUCCACAGAAGAAAGGUCAUACAGGUUUAAAACAACAUGAGAGUGAUUAAAUGAUGACAAAGUUUUUCAUUUCAGCUAAACUAUUUCUUAAAAUAGUGCAUAAUACAGUCAACGGAAGUGACCAAACGUCUCUUGAGAUUGUUUACUGAUUCAAAUUGGAUGUUGUGCCAAAAGAUUUUAGUGAACCAAUAUCAGAUCUCUUUGGAUCUGUCAAGAGCUCUGUUACAACUCUUAACUCGAAAGUGUACUUUUUGCAAAUUAAAGACAUUUAUUGCCAUGUUGCAUAUUCGAAUGAUGAAUUUGCAUUCGGACAGAAUGGAAACAUGUGGUUAAGACUUUACAUGCCAAUUUUAUGCUAUGAGAUCUAUACUCCCGAAGAGUGUAAAGUGACCAGCAGAUUUUUUUCCAUGAAAAAGUGCCAUGUUCACUGUAACACCUUAAGUCAAAGCAGGCUAACAGAUGUUUCUGGGUGGGAGCAAUGACAUAUAGGUAUAGGAAACAGUCCCUUUGAAUUAAAAAAGUACUUGGUUGCUGUAAAGCAAUGGGGAUGGAAACCACAAAACAAGACACAAAUGUAAGUUACUAUAGCAUAUUAUUAACAUAAGGAUCCAUGUAAAAAAUGUAUAUUAACAACACACACACACUCACACAAAUAAUAAUUUUUAAGUAAAAAAAAAAAAAAAAAUCUAUUUCCACUAUCAACAUAUUUCCAGGAAAAUUCCCAAAGACAAGCAUUGUAUAUUGCACCACCCAAGUGUGUAAUAUUUCAUCGCCAUUGAUCUUUAAAGAUCACACAGACAUCUGUAUUGUGAAUGUAGUUAUGUAUUGAUUGAAAGUGUUCCAAAAUUAUUCUUUCAAUAGAAACAUUGUGUCUUAUUUAAAUUUGUGCUGAAUGUUUGAAAACAGGACAUUUACUUUUACAUGAUUUGAUGGACAAUGACUUUGAUCACAAAGUUGUAUAAUUGUAUUUUUAAGGGGAGGUAGUGAAUGACUUUUAAUGUGUUCAAUUUUUUAUUUUUUUUUUUACCAGAAUGCAUUACAGUUCUUUCUUUUUCCUGUUGUAUUUGCACAGAAUGUGGCAAUGGUUAAAUGAAAGCGUCUGGGAAUUAAUAUUCUCUUGACGUUGCUGUAGCAAGUACCCAUUGAAUGGUUUUGUUAAUGCCUCCGAACUAGAUUUUGUGAUUUAAAGGGAAUGCGGGAAAGCAAAUGUAAUAUUGUAGCCUUUUUGUGACUCAAACACGUGAACAAAAAGCAAACCUCACAUGCAUGUCUGCUCUGGUGGACUACACAGUAGAAUUACCUAGUACAUGUAAAGUCGCAAACCACUGUAUAUUGAAUGGUCGUCUGUGCAACAGUCCACUGCAAGGGUAUGUCUCCACUGUGCUAAUUAAUAUCUACAGAGGUCCCCUAAUAUAUAUACAUAUAUAUAUUUACACACACAAAACACUUACCGACUAUAUUUAAAGCACAAAAAAAGAGAAAAACAAUGUAAGAUAUAAUUGUUUUACAUAUACUCAGACCUCUGUUUGAAAAUCACAUUCAAAAUAUCAUGCAAAAAAUAAUUCGCUUAUGUUUUUCAAUACAUCAUCUGAUUAUUAUCACUAGCGUGCCGUUUUACAGAGUAGACAAUGUGAAAACUUCACUGUACAUCAGCUGCUACCUUCAAGCGGUAGAUUUAGUCACGUAUAGAUAGUUAUAUAGUCACAUAUUUCAGUGCUGAACUGACUCAGACUUAAGAGUUACUGGACUGUAGAAGUCUCCGACACUCUUAAACGCUCAGAUACAUUCUUUAUAAUGGCGCACCAAGAUGCUCUGACCUAUUGUAAGUUAAUGUCUUGUAAACUUUAAUGUAAAGGUGUAUUUGUACAUUUUGCUGCCAAUGUAAAGAAAAAAAAAACUGUUGUGAAAUGUAUUUUUUGUAUUAUACAUCACUACUGUUUUGUUGUUUUUAUUAUAUUGUACAUAAAAGCACUUUAAUUUUAAUUUUUUAAAUAAAAGAAAUAAAACCA
This is a messenger RNA of Labeo rohita (rohu), 7224 nucleotides long. RefSeq names its product sema domain, immunoglobulin domain (Ig), transmembrane domain (TM) and short cytoplasmic domain, (semaphorin) 4Ba (gene sema4ba). The coding region runs from base 449 to 2935 and encodes 828 amino acids. The transcript has 15 exons. The record is from RefSeq and is a predicted model, not a curated record. Lineage: Eukaryota; Metazoa; Chordata; Actinopteri; Cypriniformes; Cyprinidae. Gene Ontology annotation, biological process: negative chemotaxis; axon guidance; neural crest cell migration. Gene Ontology annotation, molecular function: semaphorin receptor binding; chemorepellent activity.